Syngnathoides biaculeatus (alligator pipefish) is the source of this 4281-nucleotide messenger RNA. Its product is annotated as Na(+)/H(+) exchange regulatory cofactor NHE-RF2-like. The record is from RefSeq and is a predicted model, not a curated record. Lineage: Eukaryota; Metazoa; Chordata; Actinopteri; Syngnathiformes; Syngnathidae. The transcript is spliced from 7 exons. Gene Ontology annotation, biological process: protein localization to plasma membrane. The coding region runs from base 652 to 1938 and encodes 428 amino acids. Gene Ontology annotation, cellular component: apical plasma membrane. Gene Ontology annotation, molecular function: signaling receptor binding; protein-membrane adaptor activity.
AACGUUUUAUUUUUAGUAAAUGAAGCCUCCACACAAAAGUAAAUUAAUAAUAUAAUAUUUCACAUUGAACCUCAUAAUUUCCAGAGUUCCUUGGAAGACUUUAAUUGCGCCUACCUCCAUAUAUGUGGUGGGGGGUCUGUGUCCACAGGGGAAUUGACUGGCACUUUUGCCCCCUGGCUGGGUGUCUUUCUUGUUGACCCCGCCUCCUAUUUCUCCUAUUUCUGCUCUAUCUGCACUUCUCGUGUGUCUCAGACAGCAGAGGACGCCCGCUUGACAAGAACAAUUAAGAAUUAGCCGUAAAAAGCAUCUUUGUAAUCUCUGAUCUCUGCUAAUACCGCGGGACUACUGGCCGGGAUUAACCUUUAUCUCUGAUUUUUUGACACCGUGGUUUUUAUGCUUCACUUCCUUACCAUUUAUUUUGUUUUGCACGAUGGGUUACGCAUUUAUUAGUUUUAGUCAAGUUCUUUUUUUGUGUGUGUGGCGAUUGCGGCUCUGGAAAGGAGCCACAUGAUGCGUCGCGGUGAUGAUCUUUUGGGCACAAGGGCACGGGAGCGCUGCCUUGUCUUGGAUUAAAAAUCUGUGAGCACCUAAACGCGACUCGUUUAUUCUCCGGAGACUCCCGAACUUGUCGGGCGCUUCUGAGCUGCCGGAAUGGACUGCGAGCUGAGGCCCAGGGUGUGCUACCUGGUCAAAACUGAGCACGGUUACGGGUUCCACUUGCACGGCGAGAAACUGAAAGGGGGCCAGUUUAUCCGCAAAGUGGAGCCCGGCUCCUCGGCGGACCUGGCCGGCCUGAGACCCGGCGACCGAGUGGUGGAGGUGAACGGCGAGAAGGUGGAGAACGACAGCCAUCAGCAGGUGGUGGAGCGGAUCAGAGAAGUACCUCACCGGACCAGGCUACUGGUAGUUGACCGACACACGGAUGACUACCUUCGCCGGUGUGGUCUGGCUGUCACAGAGAAUUUAGCCAUCGAGAUGGGGACCCUCUCUCCACGUUCCUCGUGGAGAGCCACACCAUCAACCUCCCCCUUACCUGGGGAGAAUUUGGCCAAGUCCCCUAUAUCCGACCGCACACUUCUUGCUGCAAACUCACCCAACCUUUUGAUCCCAAGAGGCAAGCUGAGGAGGUCUUCAGUCACCUCAAGUACUGUGACAGACGCAGAGCUGCAGAUGGAGGCCUCUCCAGAGCCGUCGACGGAGCUCCUCCCUCGCCUGUGUCACCUGGUGAAGGGGGACAAGGGCUACGGUUUCAACCUGCACAGUAAUAAGGCAAAACGUGGACAAUUUGUACGCUCAGUGGAUGCCGGUUCACCUGCAGAGAGAGCGGAUGUGCGUCCGGGAGACCGACUGGUGGAGGUCAAUGGGGUGAACAUCGAGGGUCUGAGACACUCCGAGGUGGUGGCCUUCAUUAAAGCAGGAGAGGGAGAUGUACGCCUCCUAGUCGUUGACCAGGAAACAGAUGAGCUCUUCCACAGAUUGGGAAUCACGCCCACAGCACGACAUAUGAGGAGGACAAUAUUUAAACCCCAGAAGCAGUUGAUUUUUAGGCUCGCUCAAGAAAAGGUCUAUGUGGACAAUUCAGGUGUAGAAGCUGCCUCGUCUGCCCCUUCCCCCACCUCCACUGAAGCACCAAUCAUACAUGUGACACUGACCGACUCUUCAAUCACAAACAUGUCCUCCAAACAGAGGGCCAGUGGGAGUUGUGCGUCCCAAUCCUCAACCAGCUCUACAACUCGUUCAGAGAUUAGUAGCUCUGACAUUAGUUUUCAGGUCCCCGAUGAGGACGACAGAAGAGUUUUGGACCCUUUUAUGAACAGUGGCCUGCGUUUGAGUCCUACAGCAGCUGAGGCGAAACAAAAGCUUCUUGCUCGACGUGACAAAAAGAGGGCGCCCCCUAUGGACUGGAACAAGAAACAAAAGAUCUUCAGCAACUUCUAAUGUCCCAGAGACACAAAAUAGAAGCACGAUUUGUUGCAUGAUUGUUGUUCCUACACUGUAGUUAUUCCUAAUUCACGAAUGAGAACAAAGUAGUGCAAGCAAUCACCAGACACUAACGAACAUGGUGAUAUUCUGAACUAUGCAAUAUACACAAUACUGUGUUGUUUUCUUUCAUUUAAGGGUGGAAGAAUUGUCUCCCAGAGUUGCUCUUAGCUUCAACUGCAUGGUUUGCACCGUUGGAUUGAAUGUUCUAGAUGACAAUCAUUUUAUUGUGGAAGGCUCUGUGACAAUGGUCACUUAGAAUCUCCACAUACGGAUACACGUUGCCAAGAUCAUGUUGGCAUCUUUUGGCACCCUAAAAGGCCCUAUUAUCUCACUCCCCAUUAUUCCAUCCCAAAAUAUUCCUCCACCUCCUCCUUGGUGGCAUUGCAGCCUUGUUGAGACAUGUUGACCAUCCCCAACUCCAAUCAGUGAAUUGUUUUGAGUCAUUCAUGUUUAUGUGUCCACUGCAAACGUUUCUCCUUGAAAGUAAUGGACAGCAGUGGUUGUGAUGGUGUGUUUAAAAAAAAAAAAAAAAAAAAACAGGCCUAAUGGGGAUGCUAUAAAUUAAAGGCCAUAGCUCUCUAACUUUUUGAACAGACUUUUAGAAAUAAAUUUUUCUUCAUGAUAGUCAUUUUUUGCAAAGAAUCUGUACUUCAGUUUUUGGAGGUGGGCAAAAAAAGAGUCACAUUAAAUCAAUGGCAAAAGUCUGCUCAAUACCAAGAAUACUGUAGACUAGGAGUUACCAAGAUGGCGCCCACAGGCACAAGAUAGCCCACAAGAACUCAGUGAGUAGCCUAAACAGAUACAGUAAGCAGUCAAGGGUUGUCACUUACCAGUGUAAGGAAGAAAUUUAAGGAAUCCUUAAACUUUCAGUCGUUUUGGUUGUCAAAUUUCAAACAAAGAUGCUGUACAAACUACAUUAAAACCAGACAAUAUAUUUUUACUGUGAUCAAAUAAAGACUUUUUUUUGCCAUGUAAUGUCAAUUGUGGACAUUAGAGAAUGAGUAGCAAGUUUUUUUUUUGGAUACGUAACUGGGAAGCAUAUGUAAAUUGAGAGAUUCUCCUUUUAAUGUUCAAAGACCAGAUUUUUUUAUUUUCAGCCCCAAAACAAAGAAGGCUGGGCUGGAGACUGGUGGGAACAUUUUUAUUACAAAACUCUUGCUUUGGUUCACAUCAUAGAUUUAAGCACACAAGAUUUUAAGCUCUGGCAUUCCCAUUCCCACACAACCGGGGAAAGUGGCUGAUUUAAGUAAACAACAAAAAUGUGUCAGUCUUUCCGUCAAACAUCAUGCUCUUUAUUCAAUAUAUAUACUGUAUGGAUAUUUUUUUUAAAAAAACCAUCCUCUCCACAUCUCGCUUGUUUACUCAUAAGUUCCCAUUUUUGGCACCAGUUUGGAAAACAUUCACAAUAACCCACUAAAAUGUAAAAUACAUCAUUUUGUACAAGCGUUAAACUUAAUUUGAUUGCAUUAAUAAGCGCAAACUUGGAUUUGGAUUGUCUUAUAUUUUAAUAAACAUUUUUGAAUCUCAAUGGUCACAGUUAAGGUCAAAUAGAAUGUCAGCAUCGAACCAUAGACGAUAACUUGCGAGAAGAAGAUAAAAAUCCCUUACCAUAAUAAAAAUGUUGAAAUUCACUACUUCUCGCACUGUAUAACAGAUGGUGUUUCUCUUCAGUACUGCUUUUUGGCCAUGUCCUAGCCCCCCCAAUAAAUAAACACUACCUUAAUGGGUAAAUGCCAGUUGUAUGGAAUCAUUGUAAAACAUGUCAAGCAUCCAGUUAUGCAGACAUGUAGCAAAAACACAGGUGGGGAGCAUGCUCGCUCACAGAUUAGGCUGGGGCAAGCAAUCAAUCUCUAGAAUUACAGUUCAAUUUCGCUCUUUAUGCAAACAUCUUCAAUUUAACUAAAUCAUGCUUAAAGGCAAACGACUUCUCAUGCAGUAUCUCUCGAACCGGCACGCACACAUACACACUCAAACAAGCAAUAUGGCAAGGUUAGUCAUUGUAAAAGUGCGGAUUAGUCGCAGUUUCACAAAGUUGAUUUUAUUUGCCAUUUAAUAUCGGGAUAGUUUUUUCUUUUUUUUUUUGCAAGUCAAAGACACUUAAGUUCACAGUGCAGAAUGACAAAACACUGACAUCAGGAUAAACGUGUAUGGGUAGGGUUUAAAAAAAAAGUCUGUACAAAAAAACAUCAAAUAAAAAGUGCAAAAACAACACUAACUGAAAAUGAGCAUUUGUUAUUGUGUAAUUACUUAUUAACAAGACAUAGGUAGCAGCAAAAAAAAAGUGGACUAGAUGUAAAA